AGUGAAGUUCCUUGAGAAGGACCCGAAGACGUGAUAUAGUUCCUAUCUGGCCCAACACGUAUGGCGUUUGCCUGCCCAUGUUCCACUUAGCACUUUCCAUGCCUUCUGUCGAAUGAACAUGGACUCUUCAAGAUGACAUGCACGUGGGUAAUUCUCUCCAACUCAAGGUUCAGGGUUGGAGAGCUCGGCCAGGGCAUGUGAACCCAUACAGCUCAUGCUAGGUGACCCAGAUGGUCACGCUUCCAUACACCUCAAAGCAGACAGGGUGCAAAUACGACCGCACAGGUUCUCUAUAUCAUUGGCGUCUGUAUCCUGUAGCCAUUAUAAGGCGAUCCGUAGUAGCAAUAAUCUGACUCAAGACCACCCGCACCAAUACCCAUCCUACCUUUGACAUGACCAACAAAACCUUUGUAAUAUACACUUCCACAGCCGACCCGACCAAGGUCCUGAGGAACGGUGUUCAAGUUGUGUUGACCGUGACACCUCCAGUGCAAGCUGCGAAAGCCAUUGUUUGGAAGAUGUACGACUUCCUCCCUCGCAGCGAUACUACUCAGACCGCAACAUGGGUCUCUCAGCCUGGCUUCGGCGUCGUCGGAUCUGAUGAGGUUCAAGCAAGCAUCGCCUGCAACGUUGGCGACGCCGUCGUUUAUGACACGUCCCAUGGUUUUGUUCCCGGGAACACGUUGACUCCUAAGGUCAGUGGAGUAGCUGACAACGUAUCGGUUAAGAAUGCAAGCACAACUCCACAAACAUUCAACGUUGGCACUAUGAGCGAUACUGACGUUUUCACCUCACUCCUUCGACUCCCCGUGGUGGCGCCCAAUGGCACAAGCCAUGGACGACCAGCUACCCUGCUUCAAGCAUAUGGUGUACCCCCCAAGAGCUAUGACUUCACCGGAAAGGAUCUUUUAUUGAAGGAUGCCGAUCAGCAGAAGUUUAUCUUCCGCACCUCGGAUGCCACACCAAAGCCCAGCCCGAUCGACCUGACGAAAUUAUCCGACAAUACGACAUAUUUGCUGUACUCUACAAUCAGCGGUGAGCUCGUACUCGAGGACACCACUUGAGGUAUGAGGUUUUGGAUGUGUGCUUUCUUGUGUGAAAUACGAUCCUCGAUGUGUCGCUUGUAAUUGUAUCAUCUCCAUUCACCGGUCGUCUGAACGUGAUGUUUCUUAGGCAACCU
Somion occarium is the source of this 1180-nucleotide messenger RNA. Lineage: Eukaryota; Fungi; Basidiomycota; Agaricomycetes; Polyporales; Cerrenaceae. The record is from the annotation of a GenBank genome assembly.